UGGGAUGGAGCUUGGAGAACCUGAGAUGGGAUGAGAAGUUCCUUCAACCCAAGAAUUUUGGGAUUUUUGGAAGUUCUGGAGAUGUUCCUGGUGGGAUGGAACUUGGAGAACAGGAGUUAUGGAGCCGGAAGGUCCAUCCCAAAAAUAUUGGGGUUUUUGGGACCUUUUCCAGCCGGAAUUUUGGGAUUUUUAGGGAUCCCCGGGGCUCUGCAGGGGCAGAGCGUGUCCUCGGGCAGCUCGGAGAUCAAAUCCGACGACGAGGCCGACGAGAACCUGCAGGAACCGAAGGCGGCCGAGGAGAAGAAGCUGGAAGAGGAGAAGAAGGAGAUCAAAUCCAUAACUAGGUCAAGAUCUAGCAAUAACGACGACGAGGACCUGACCCCGGAGCAGAAAGCCGAACGGGAGAAGGAACGAAGGAUGGCCAACAACGCCCGAGAACGUCUGCGCGUGAGGGACAUCAACGAGGCCUUCAAGGAGCUGGGCAGGAUGGUCCAGCUCCACCUCAAGAGUGACAAACCCCAGACCAAGCUGCUGAUCCUGCACCAGGCGGUGGCCGUCAUCCUCAGCCUGGAGCAGCAGGUCCGAGGUUGGUGAUGGUCGCGGCGUGGGGUGGGAUUUG
This is a messenger RNA of Pyrgilauda ruficollis (rufous-necked snowfinch), 619 nucleotides long. RefSeq names its product transcription factor 4-like. Gene Ontology annotation, biological process: regulation of transcription by RNA polymerase II. The record is from RefSeq and is a predicted model, not a curated record. Gene Ontology annotation, molecular function: protein dimerization activity; RNA polymerase II cis-regulatory region sequence-specific DNA binding; DNA-binding transcription factor activity, RNA polymerase II-specific. Bases 31 to 594 code for a protein of 187 amino acids. Gene Ontology annotation, cellular component: transcription regulator complex. NCBI's taxonomy places the organism in Eukaryota, Metazoa, Chordata, Aves, Passeriformes, Passeridae. The transcript has 2 exons.